Messenger RNA from Lethenteron reissneri (Far Eastern brook lamprey), 11966 nucleotides. RefSeq names its product POU domain, class 2, transcription factor 3S-like. The record is from RefSeq and is a predicted model, not a curated record. Gene Ontology annotation, biological process: regulation of transcription by RNA polymerase II. Gene Ontology annotation, molecular function: DNA-binding transcription factor activity, RNA polymerase II-specific; RNA polymerase II cis-regulatory region sequence-specific DNA binding. NCBI's taxonomy places the organism in Eukaryota, Metazoa, Chordata, Hyperoartia, Petromyzontiformes, Petromyzontidae.
GCAGCCAAGGCGCGCGGUGCUACGCCGUGGCUCUGUUGUGUGCUCUCUCACUUUCGACUUGCUUGCGGGCUAAAAUAUUUCUCACCGCUGCGUCCCUUCCCCAGUCCCUUUGGACAUGGAAGCAGAAAACGGCAUGGCUGGAAGAGAAGGCAUGAGUGAGAAUGGGCAGGAUGAUCCUUCAGGACCGAAGGUGAAUGGAGUGGACUAUCACAUCAUCUCCGCCCACGAUGGUCUCCCGCUAAGCAUGCUGGGACAGGUGAGCAAGGAACUCUGGGUUAAGGCCGAAGCUAGUCUGGCUCAGGCACCUGCACAAAUGUCUCAGGUUACCAGCCAGCCCUCCAUCACCAUGGCAGCUCUUCCACAGGCACAGCUGCUGUUUGCAGGCGGCCAGAUCGCUGGGUUGACGCUGGCUGGUGUACAGCAGCACCUGCUGAUACAGCAGGCGCAGGCUCAGCUCAUCACUUCAGCCACUCAGCAACAGCAACAACAGCAACAGCAGCAGCAGCAACAGGCUACAACAGCUGGGCAGACAACUGCCCACUUCACCAUAAAUCAGUCCACAGGACAGAUUUCACUAAGUCAACUGCAGGGACAGAUAUCCCUGGCUCAGCCUAUACAAAUUGCAACGCAGGACCUCCAGACUGGGCUGCCUCUUCACCAGCUCUUCCUCCUGCAGCCCGCCACUGGGCUAGCCACCGGGCUGCAGCAGGCUCAAGUCAUCCUGCCUCAAGCGGGCCACACCAGGCCAGGUGAGGGGAGGACCGGGGGCGGGAAGGUGGCUCAGGUCAUGCACCGCCGUGGCUCACGCUCCCUCGAUGUCCCCGCAGGACUCGCGCAAGCACAGAACGUCCUGCAGCAGUUGCCUCAAGUGACGCAGCGCAGCGUCGCAGCUCCGUUUACCCUGCCCAGUAGAGCGACGGUGCCCGAGGGCGACGUGGCCGCGGGCAUGGGCGUCGGCACGGGUGGGUUUGGCGGCGCUGCCAGCCCAGGCAUCCAGCCCGAGGACCCCAGAGACCUGGAGGAGCUGGAGGUGUUUGCAAAAAUGUUCAAGCAGCGGCGCAUCAAGCUGGGCUUCACACAGGGAGAUGUAGGCCUGGCGAUGGGGAAGCUGUAUGGCAAUGACUUCAGUCAGACGACCAUCUCCCGUUUCGAGGCACUCAACCUUAGCUUCAAGAACAUGUGCAAGCUCAAGCCCCUGCUGGAGAAGUGGCUCAAUGACACAGAGCACAUUCCGGCUGACACCUCACCCGGAAAUCAAAACGCGUCCCCCUCGGGUUUGGAGGGCUUGGGUCGGCGGCGAAAGAAGCGUACGAGCAUUGACACGCACGUGCGCGUGGCUCUGGAGAAGAGCUUCCUGGAGCAGAACUGCAAACCGACAUCGGAGGAGUUGAGCAUGAUAGCGGAGCAGCUGCACAUGGAGAAGGAGGUGGUGCGGGUGUGGUUCUGUAACCGCCGACAGAAGGAGAAACGCAUUAACCCACCUGCCAACACCCUGGUAGAAAGCACCAACUCUAACGCGGUCGUGAGCUUCAACACCGCAAUGAUGCCGCACUCAGGCACGUCGCUGGGCAGCAGCACAGUGGUCACCACGGCGGCACUGCCCUCCACACCCAUCCCUGCCACCGGCUGCGAGAUGCUGAUGUCUCCACGGCAGCACUCGCUCUCCAGCGGGCAGAUGGCGCAGCUGGCGGGGGGCACUGUCGUCAGCUUCACGCCGGCGCCACUGGCAUCGUCCUCGGCCCCCACCUUUGCCACCAUUCAGACGCUGCAGAGUGGGGGGACCCUGAUUGACGGGAGCCUCCUGAUCGGCAGCUCUGCGGGUGCCGCGGGCUCCACCCCGCUGUUCAUCAGCGCGGCGGGGAUCCCACUCGUCAGCACCGUGGUCACCACGCCCGCCGGCACCAGCGCGACCUCCGACGCCACGGCGCGCGUGCAGUAGCCGCCGUGGUGACGCGCGUGGCCUCUGCCUCGCCCUCAACGGCCGCCGCCAGGCCUUGCCAGCGCCACGCUGGCUGCCGACCGGGCCGUGGCGAUGGAUGUUGAGGAUGCGACGUCUGUGUAAUGAGAACAAUGUCACAAAAACAACAUUGGUGGGAGACUCGAGGAGAAACGGCGGUCGUCGUUGCUAACAGUGGAAACUUGUGUUUGUUUCCCUUACUUCAUCACCACGGCAUUUGCUUAGUCUGCCCCAUCAUUUCCACAGCCUCUGCAAAAACCGACUGCCUAACUACUGCCACCACAGGAGCCGGGCGAGGGGCAGAGGGACUUCAGCUGCUGCUGCACCAAUCUCGGGACCCUGAGACUGUAAACACGGCAGCCGUUGGCCAGUUAUUACCAGGUGGUGGAUCAGGCUGUCGUUACAAACGCACCGCCAGAGUGCGAGCGGCAAGCACGCCAGCCAGCCAACGUUCCUCAACAGUGUCGCACACCCACAUGGCAGUCACACCCUCCGCCCAUGGGAACCGCAGGGCAGUGCUGACCCCAGCAUAACCAUGCUUCUCGUGUUAACGCCGCCGCUACUUACAUGCGCUUUCAGAAAUAUUUGUGGCAUUGCCAUGGUACGCUAUUAAGGUUUUGGGCAGAGCAUCGUGAAGUGGAGAGGCCAUUUUUCUCCACCCUGACAAGAUGAGCCGUUGCUCUGGGCCUGAGUGUGGAUUCUCUUCAACCCACCGGUGCCCUCAAGUUGUUAAUCUGCCAGUGUGUACUUCUACUGAAGUGAUAAAGAGAUCAACUGUAUCAGAGUGUAUUCGGAUGAAGCCCUAUGGUACAACAUUUUAUAGCCUACCUUGAACACUCGUGUGAUGCAUCUGAACGCAUACCCUUGGAGGUCACGGAGCUUUUUGGCAAGUAUCCGUAUGAAAACUUUGCAGAUUAUCCAAAGAUUAUCUCUGUGUGCUCUGUGUGUGUGUGAUACAUGUGCGGUCAGGAGACUUGUGCAUCCAGCUGAGAUUGAAUUGAGUAAUUUCUGUUUUCUUUCUCCACCCGUCGUGAUGCGUCUGGUUGUUGCAGACGUGGUCACGAGCGAGACGCAAGCAACUAUUGAAGUGCACAACUAGUUUUUGCCGAUGCUGUCCGUUUUGCACACAGCUCUUGUUUUUAAAUGCUUGUUCCACAGUGAGGGAGACAUGGUUUUCAUUUGCACAAGGAGGAUGAGAAGCUGAAGUUGGAUUUGACAUUGUAAAUGGUACAUGCUGCAUUAUGAGGCUGUUUUCCAUUGCCAAAUAUGUGUAGUCACGCCCCUUUGUACGUAUUGUAUGUUGAACUUUUGAACACGUAGGCUUUCGUGACCAAUAUCAUCCAUAAUAGAGGUUUUUGGGUUAGAUCGCGUAAAUAUAUAAAUGUGUCAUUAAAACCCGGCACCACCCGACACAGCCAACUAGUAAGGGUUGUCAUGUAAACGGAACGUGCCAAUUCGUCACUAGUACAGCACACCGGUGUGUCGGAGAGUCAAGCCACAACAUAUACAAUCCGAGUACGACGUUUCGCCAGUAAUUACAACUAGCUUCAUCGGGCAACAGCCAGAAUUGGCAUGUUCUGUUUACGUGACAACCCUUACUAGUUGGCUGUGUCGGGUGGUGGCGGGUUUUAAUGACACAUUUACACGAUCUAACACCUCUUAUGGAUGUUGAACUUCUUUCGCACCCUACGUAGCUAAUUGUGCUAAUCAGAGGUGCGAGGGAAGGACAACAAACUAAGUUCAGAGAGCAGCCUGCUUUUAAACCUUCAGGUUUAACUUUCUGCCUUUAGGUCACAAGAUUGCAAAUGUGUGCACCAUCACUGCCUUCUGUCUCCUGCCGCCCGAGCAAUAGAGUCCGCCCGCUGGAUGGCUCGAUGUGCUUUCUCACCCGGUAUUCGUCGAGCUGCCACUUGGAACAGGCAGGGGCAGUUGGGAGAGGUGCGUGGGGAAUCGCCAGCACCGUUUAAUGUAAUCGAGUAAGCCUGGUCCUCAAUCGGUUGGGCAUUGUAGGCGCGUGGUCAGUGUGAAGGGUGUGUUUAAUUUGCCAAGGGAAAUGCAGCCAGACAGUUCCAGCCACAUUGAGUUGAAGACUGUUAUUAAUCACUCUCUUCUCGUGUCCAACAAAUCCAUUGUCAUCUUUGUGAUGUUACUUCAUACUUCUAAGAGUAAAUUAGUGGUGCGUGCUCAUGUGAUUUUGUGAAUAAUAAUAAGACAUUGUUAGGUAAAUUAAGAUUAGUGCAGGCUAAAAUAGUCCCAUUAUCUUUUGUGGAUACACUGCUGCUUUCUCAUCACAGUUCUCAUUGCUCCGAUGUCUGAUUUGUUUUCUUUUUUCACAUUUGCACAUGAGUCUAACAUUCGGGCAUGUUGGUCUGGUUACAUUAAGCAAUGUGCUUGUGGGUCAAUGUAUUCCUGCUCAUCACUUGAGCCCGGUUGUUGAGAGUGCUUGGGGUGAGACAAAGUGCAAAUCGAAGAGAGCUGUCCGUCACCCCCCCCCCCACUGCAUGCCGUUUGUAAACAGGAAAUCUUCCAUGUGCGCAGCUUUAAACAACAAUCUAAAUGCACGUUUGGUGAGCUUUAACUGCUUUCAGCUGGCACGGGGAUACGGUGCUCUGUGUUCAUGCAAAAAAAAUAGAAUCUAUGAACUUGAUAGCCAGGGUCAAUUCAUCGAGUUGAACAUAUUUUAACGUGAGAUGUGACUGCAUGCCAAGAAUAAUGUUUUGAUGAGGGUUCGGUAAGGUUCUGAAUUGAGUAAGUUAUCGAUUUAAAGCUUUCGUGACUGCAGGGAUUAAUCUUCUUGGUUCUUUCGGUAAAGUCACGUAGAAGGGAAGUAAUAAAAUAAUAAAAAUAAAACAUAAAAUAAUUCUCACGACGUUUCGGCUACAUAUUCCCAUGAAUAUGCUAAAUUCCUCUUGAUAUGCACAUUCUUUUUGUUAAGGCGCUCUUCUUCCACCUCCAACCCAGCUUAUAUAUAAGCUCCUAGCUUGGCAGUCUCAUUCUUCACCUGAAGACGGCUGCUUGCGUUGUAGCCGAAACGUCGUGAGAAUUAUUUUAUUUUGUUUUAUUUUUAUUAUUUUAUUACUUCCCUUCUACGUGACUUUACCGAAAGAACCAAGAAGAUGAGUAAGUUAUGUCGCUCGGGGCAAGUUCUCCGCGUCAAAUGAGGCAGCAUUACAGGAGGUGUUCAUUGUAAGAAUGAGAAUGUUUAUCCUGGAGGAAUCCGAUGAGCCAUGAAGCUCUUUGUCACAUGUGUUGUUGAUGCUACUCGCGCAGAUUUCUGGUUCGUCGUCUUGCGACUUCGACAAAAUAUGAAAGAAGCUGAACACACGUCCUUACCUUGGCACUCGUCUGCCGCCUGCCGGCUUUCAUGUGGAAGUGCUGAAUUUUGGCGACGAAGCUUCCUCUGCUCAGGAUCAUUUCUGCAUCGCACGGGGGGGGAUUAACAGACGAUUAGAAAUUGGCUGCGCUUCUCGCAGCUGAAUAAGUUGGGUAAAAGUAGAGAACUGGAUCGAAAUAACGACGGUCGGUUUGUGUUUCAACAUCGAUUCACGUGGCACAUGCAGCAGCGUCGAGUGGUAACUUCCAUUGGAGAUUGAGUUUUGACUCCCUUCGUUGAGGGCAUUCAUUUAUCUCUUGAAGCCACACCAGGAGCCCCUUUUGGUGUGCAGCUGGUCAUGUAUAUGAGAUCGAAACCUAGAGGUCGAGGACGUAAUGUGUACUUGUGCCUGCAUGUGUUGGGGCUCUAUUGAAUUGUGGGGAGUGGUAGUGGAGCGGUUGGCGAGCUGCACUACGAACCCGGCGUCCCGAGUUCGAUUCCUGUUCACGGCCAACACCACUGACAAUUAUUUGAUCCGGUCCUGGGUAUCCCCUAGAUCAGGGGUGGGGAACGUCCGGCCCGCGGGCCGUGUGAGGCCCGCGAAAUCAUUUGAUGUGGCCCUGCCAAGGCAACCGCAGGCGCGACUCGAAAUUCAAUAAAUCUAGGAGCAAACCUGGAAAAGCAGUUGCGAGUAGCAACAUCAUCAAUAGCAGCUAACAUCACACGCCUCGCCAAUGAGAAGCAGUUCCGACCAUCACAGGGGUGAGUUCAUUAAAUGUUUGACCAAUUAUAACAGGCAAAUUUUUAAGUUGAUACUUUUUGUUUGAUCCGCGAAUGAUGUUAUAAAUAUCCCAAUGGCCCUUGGCAGAAACAAGGUUCCCCACCCCUGCACCUAGAUCAACUCUGCCUCAAAUCAAUACCUGGUGCGGUGUGUAAACAUUACCACUAGGGAGACAAAGGCGGCCUAGCGUGAUACUGGCAAUCUCUCAUGUGCCGUGCCGGCCUUAAUAGGUGCUCGCUAACAGCACCUGCCCCAACAGUCUCUUAAGGCUAUAUGGGGGACUUUGUCUUUUUGGACUCUAAUUACAUUGGGCACUGCAGUCACAGCACUUACGGACUCCUAAGAAAUCUUUUUUUAUAUCAAUGCAGUCCAAAUGAAUGGCAGAACGGUGAGUGGGAAUGCAUUCGAUGCAGAUUCAGUACGCGUUGCAAAAACCCGUUUUUUCUGUGCUUGGUCUUCCUUACACAGAAGUUACCACCCCGUUCCGAGGGCGACCUGUGGUUGGAACGAUACUCUUAGAGGGAACCUGGGACCCCUGGAAGCGCUUUUUCCUAUUCAUUGCAGCGUCAGCUGGAGCUCCUGCUCGAGUGAUGUUACAGUUCGUGGCACCAUGUGCGCACAUUGCUGCACAGCGUUCGAAAUGUCUCGAGAUUUACGCUUUCGGCCUCAAGUCGGCCGCAGCUUAAAUGCUCUUCAUUUGCCUUCCUUGUAGCUCUGAGUCUUUAAACAGUUUGCACGUAGCUCUGUAGAGAUGCUGUGUGCGAGAUCGGCGUUUCUCCGGACCUCAAAAUACUUAGCAUCAUAUCCCCCUCCUGGGAAUGUUGGCAGGACCCCCCCCCCCCCCCCCCAGCAACAGCAUCGUGAAAAAAAGUGUCCUGUGACUCAACGGGGACUUUCCUGGAUAAAUAGAUAUUCAGCAAGUGUGUGAACCCCUUCUGAGUUAGUUCUGACCACCAAUAUAUUUGCCCCCUCUGGCACUCGACGUGGCUCUCAUCCGUGAUUCUCGCUGCCUUCGUUUCAGCGCGACUCGGCGCACAGAUGUCCCCCCCUCCCCCGUCCCCAUUAAGAUCGCUUCUGUGUUUAAAUGCGGCGGCGUGUGCUGUGCGCCACGCAUUGCGGACGCAGUCGGAUGAUGAAGCAGGGGGAAACAAACACGGCGACAUUGUAAUUUAAUUUAAUCGUAUCUUGGGCUUUUGUAGUUUUCAGAGGUUACGGGUUGUUCCAGGAGAAAUAAUGCUUAAAAUAUUGUUUAGUUUGAUUUAACACGUUUUUAUGGUCUUUUUUGUAUAUACUAUAUAGCAGUGGUAGUAUUCCAGUGAAUGAUUACAUUGUGAUGUUUUUAACAAGAGUAUAUUGAUUGAUGAACACCAUUGGCUCGCAACCUGGGUGCCAAGAUCCACGAUUCGGGGCCCUGGAUAUCCGCGUUGGGCAUCUUCAGGGUGGGCCCCUCAAACGUUUAUUUUUCAUUCGAAAUAUUUAAUUUUAUUUGCAGGUAAAGUGGUGUUGGGAGCCAGUGGAUUCUGAAACAUGAUUUUAACAUGUACAUUCUUUUUUUAUAUUUGUGUUAUGUCCUGUACAUAUAGAGAGAAUUCUUUUUUUAAGGUUCAAUGAUAGCCUGUGAAGAGAUUUUUGUGCAUGUGCAUAUGUACGUAAACCUGUAUGUGCGUCCCCUUAAAGUCUUAAGCGCUGACUUCUAUCUAGUUACAAUACUUCAUUUCCAUUUAUCUGGGUCGACACUUUCUUCCUAAGGCGAUGCAGUUGGUCACGAAAGCCUCCCUGUUAAAGGGCACACUUCGACGGUGAUUAGAAACCCCCACGGUGAGCUUUCGGACUGGCGGCACAGAAGUCGCUGUACAUCCGAACUUAUACAUAAAACAGAAAUAAUUGGCGGUGCUUGUUGUGUAGGAGAUGCCGAUGCCCUGCAAAAUCGCGUUGGAAGCCAGUGUCCAUCGCCGACCCUACUUGUUCAUCACCGAGUGCUUAUAAGUCCUCACCGAUUGCGGAUUGGUUCCAGCGGUAUUUUGAUCAAUGUCCUCAAUUCGGCGAGCGUUGUCCAUACCAGCAGUGCACGCGAAUGAACAGUGCGUUCAGCCGACGAAGACUUGGUGUUCGAGGUGGCCAAUAUAAUGGUGGAAAUUCCAAACGGCAGUGUCCCAUUUAACAAACAGCAAAAAAACGUGUGACAGAAUAUCGUCCUUUAUUGGUUAAAUGCUUAUUCUGUUGACAAAAAAAUAGGCUUAGGCGCUGCUGUUAUUACGGCGUCGGUUUUUUGUGCAAGGGCUCCCUAACAAGUUUGCAGUAUUGAGUUCACGACUUUCCGCGUAUCUACUGCCCCUCACUAACUCAUUACGGGGUCGGACUGGGUAAGCGCCUCCCACUGAAAUUAAGCCACAAGCCCCCCCUGCUCGAGUAGGAAAUAAUAAAUGAUUGGUUUCACGUGGUAAUGUGAGUUGCUCAUAUGGCGGUUACCGACACGCUGCGACUCGGAGCGUGUCGUUGACCACCUAUGAAAACUAGAUUUAGCCCGAGUACUAAAAUCUAGUUUUAUCUUAACCCGGUCUAAAAUGAUGAAUUUAUAGCCACCGAUUAACUAAGCUGUGACGUGAUGAGAUUAAUCAUCUCUUAUGCAGAGGCUCUCUGCAUGACUUAACUGUUGUUGUAAAGGAAUCGAGUAGUUAAAAAUGCUCCGAUUUUUUUUGGAGGUAAUUUUCACGUGAUAUUGGCAAUGACGCAGAUACGGGGCAUCUACUCUUGCGAAUUGUGUCACAGGGUGUUUAAUGUCCACUUUACGUUGCACAGUGCGAUUUUGUAUUUAGCAUGAGCAGUUAGACAAAUUAAAAACCAGUUCAGUGCAACCAUUUUGACCAAACCAUUAUAUUUACAAUGAGAAAAUAAAGAAUAUAGUACACAUUGAAGCAUUGGGAAACAUUUUUUUAAUAAUAAAAAAAGAUUUAUUCAAAACUGAGUUCAUUAAAAGUGUUUUUACGAGUAGCUUUCUGUUGCACUGAAACCAAUUCUUUCAUGUAAAAAGGGCUAAUGAAUAUGGUUAACCCAGUGCCACAUACGUCACGAAAGUUAACCUCACGUGAAUACACAUAGGCCAUGACGAUGCAAAUAACAAAACUAUUUUUGUACCGUCGGCAAGACAGACUUUCGCUUACUGUAACAGUAGCUCGUACGGUUCGGGUUUGUGCUCGUGUGCGUGCGCGCCCGAGUGCCGUAGGUAUGCGUGGCGCGUGCGCCUACGAUCUUGACCCCUCGAACACGGACCCAUGACCCUCGUGCUCGCACCUCCCCUGGGAUGAACGGGUACAGAGAAGAGUGGCUGUGGAUGUUGAAGGAGUGCACCAUUUACUUAAAUACCUCAUCUGUCUAGAAACCAAAUGUCGAGCUUGUCCUAGUUGCACAGUUGGGAGUUGCAUUGUUUAGUGGCUUUGUGCGUUCACGCGCAGCACUGCUUCAAAUCGUGAUCGAUGACGAGCUCAGUUUGCUGAUUAGGAUGUGUGAUGGGCGAACCUAGAGACGGGAUCGCGAUGAUGAACGUGCAUGGGGUUCAGGUUUAAGUUGCUGCACGGCACUUGGAUGUGCGUUGUGCUUCCUCGCAUCGGACCGUUCCAUUUCGCGUCGGGGUGACGUUCCUGCCACCGGGUGUCCAGUUCCGAUGUGCAGGAUCUGCCCUGCUGCUUUGACGAUUGUUCCACCCCCCCCACACCCCCCGUCACAUAAUUACCUCUGUGGGUGCCUCUUGAAUGUGAUGCAUAGGUGAGGUGCACGCCUGCAUUGUACGAAUAAUAAACGUAGCAGUUGUGACACUCCAGUCCGCUCGACCCCUCCCCGCGGUGCAUCUUCAGUUCAGCUUUCCCCAUGUCUUGUCAUGUUCACCAACUGAAUUGGAAAUUGGAUAAUCAGUGGCACGCGUUGUCCAUUGGUUGGUGAAGAAGCUGGACUGGCAGGUGGGCUGUGUGAGUUACGCGAGGGUUGUCGUUCCAUAACCAUUGGUUUCGUAUGAAAUGUCAUUCGUUUUUAUCUCUUUGUUGCAUUCUGUGGGUUAAUUGUUUAGUGUCUGAAUCGGCUGAAAUAAAUAAUCCACGGUUCACGUCCAUUUCCCAGGUGGAUUGAAUACAUUUAGCAGGACAAUUGUUGAGCACACGCGCUGCAUCAACGCUUAUGGUUUACAUUCUGUCCGAAACACACCUGCCAUUUUCAUAUCUAACUAAUUUACAUUGCAUCUGGAGGAGUAGUAAUGGACGGGGGUGGGGGGGGGGGAGUCUUAAGGACUGGGACAUGAGACAACGCCUGAGGCAACGUCUGGUGUCUGCCAUUAAAAUGCUUGUGUUUUCACUGUGGGUCAGUGUCAGCUCCUCCGGCCGUGCCCAGCGUAGGUCUGGAGAGCUGCCCAUCACUGCUACGUUUCACGAGGCCUCGUUCACCCCAACACCCGCUUGCUUGCGUAGCCCGAGGACUCGAGGCUCGACCUGCGAAUGCAGCGACGGGCGGUGUCCGCUGCUGCUGCCGGCAAGGUGCCACCUUAAGUCCUACUGCAGCUGGCGGGUUCGAGCCUCUUGUCCGGGGUGAUGCGACGACCCGCGUCUGUACGCAAAGCGUUGUUUGUAUGCGUGCUUUCCGCAAACAAGUGGCGUUACGCGUUCACCGUCCGCGUGAGCUGCGUGAGUUCCUACGACGCCCGGUGGUUGUAGCGUCUCGAGCAGAAUGUGAUGUUCAUCUCAAGUGCUACGUGCAACUCCGAUUGUGAACUGUAACGAGACGAGCGAAAUGUGUGUUUUUGUUUGAUUCGUUUUGAAACCAAAGAGAAGCAUUCUUUGCCCGGAAGGGAUCCCCAGCUCGGGGGGGGUGUCCGCCUGGGUGCCUGAAUAAUAGUUGUGGUUUUUUUUCACUGAAAAUUUUAACUAAAACCAAAACUGAGUGCUGUACUGUGCUGUACGUGUGAAUGUGUGCACAUACGAUUUGUACAAACUGACCCUGUGUCGCCUUGCUUUAUCGUACAGUGCCAUUAAAACGCUUAAGCGGAUCGAUCCGCUUGCUCGCUCGCUCGAGGAGCCGGCCCCGUACGUCGAUGCUCAUGGUAACUCCUGCAUUGGUGGGAUUGGCCCCCCCCCCCCAUCCCUGGUUUUUGUACUCUUAUAACGUGUGGUGUGCUGAAGCAGCCGACGAAUACUGAACACUUAAAUCAAUGACUACUUCACGUAAUUGUCCCGCCUGGCGAGCGCUGCAUUGCUUUCCAGGGGGUGAACGGAGGGCCCUCGAUGUGCCAUGAUUAACUUUUAAAGCCUUGCCCUUCACCGAGGCAUGGCUUUGAAUAUAGCAGUGUAAAGGAACGUUCACAGAGAAAAUAGAAUACAGUUUAUAAUUAUAUUACACAUGCUCAAUCGCUGGCGCAGUGCCAGUGGUUUGGGAAUUUCUCUAAUGUAGAAUGUCCAUUGAAUUCUAAGUUAUGUAGUUUUUUGGGGUUUGCUUAAAAAGUAUCGAGGAUCAUUCCUCUAAACUUACUCAUACAUGCCUGGUCCGUGGUCCAGUGUUAUUGUACGAUCAGUUUUCUGCACAUUCACCCGCAGAUUGGUUAUUAGGGUCCACCGAGCGCACCUUUUGACUGACGAACACAAAAGUUGGACCACGGAGGGGGGAGGGGAGCAUGCAUGGCAUACGACAUGAAGUUUAAGGAGAUCUUGUCUAGUGUGAAGUUACAUCUGACCCUGCACAUGCACAUGGGGUCAAGCGAUCGCACGAGGCAAAGCUGGCCCUGUUCAUCUGGCCCAUCGUGCAGCAGCUCCCUUCACCCUUUGGCUAUCACUGUUAUGUUCUAAUACAACCUUAAUAUAUUGGGUUUUCUUAAAUCAUGUAUGUUUGAGAUUUUGGUACUCCUGUAUUUUAAGUAUUAAAGGUAUCUAGUAAGAGUG